UGAAUUUAGAGGUAGACGAACUUUAGGAGUAACACUUUUCUUGUAUAUGUUUAGUUUCAGUCUAGUGUGACCAAUUCUAUUCUGUUAUAAAAACAACCUCGAACUCGACGUCGACAAGAGCGCCCUUAAAGCAUAAAUGUUCAAAUAACAUCUACUUCAAAGAUAAUAUAGGAUUUGUUUCAUUGGAAAGUGGAAAGCUUCUUAAUAAAAUAGGAUAACAGUAAGAAAAAUUGUUUGUCGGCCCUGUUCAAAUUAAUAAUUAACGCUGUGUUGUAUUAUUUGAAUUGUUGAUACAAGAUUUUAACAGCAGUAGUCUGAAAGUGCGCAAAAUUACACAGACUUCUCAAAGAAAUAAAAAAAAUAUAUCUUUAUAAUAUAGACACAGAUUUGAAAUAAGAAUAAAUAUAAAAUAACCAAUAAUUAUGUUUAUAAGUAAUAUUAAUGCAUCAAUUGGUUUUUCUUUGACUGCCUUGCGGUUGGUUGGUUUCUGGUCGCCGGAGAAUAUGAUGGGAAAACAAAGAAUUCUCUACAACUGCUAUGGUUUCAUGUGGUUUAUGUUUCUAUUAGGUAUUUACAUAAUCAUUGCCAAUAGAGUAAUCAGAAAUCUUGAAAUAAACGUUCAAAAGUUAUUUUACUUACCAUAUUUUUUAUGUGUCAAAUCUUUGAAAUUACAACUGUACUUUUUUUUAUUUACAAUAACUAGUAACGAAAAUAAUUUUGAGUAGCUUACAUAAUUAGUUAGUU
Molecule: messenger RNA, 744 nt
Organism: Diatraea saccharalis (sugarcane borer)
Lineage: Eukaryota; Metazoa; Arthropoda; Insecta; Lepidoptera; Crambidae
Source: the annotation of a GenBank genome assembly